AUGUCUUGGUUCCGUCCUCCACCACCGCAUACGCAGCUUAGACCUUGGGUCCCGGAUGCGAUCUUCAUCCCAAUCUCCCGUGCCGUUGAGCGCGUCGGUGUCUACUUCUACAACAGAGUUUUGAACAAGACCGAGAUUGGACUGUUCGACAAGAGAUGGAACAAGAAGGUGCACGGCCCAUAUUGCCACUGGAGAUACUAUGGAAAAUUGGACACUAAGCUCAUGGACGUGAAGCUUGGAGAGCUCCCGGCAUGGAUCGCUCGCCGCGAGAAGACCCCAUCGGCUUUCUACAACGAAUUCAUGCGCAACAUCUGGAGAGUCCACAACCUUUACUACUCUGGACCAGUCUACGCGAACACCGUUAAAACCAUCUUCCGCUUCAUCUUUGCCUAUUCAUUCUUGAACUGGCUCGUCAAGUCGCACCGUUACCUCGAUUUCCAGAAGACCAUGUACCAUUGGUAG
Molecule: messenger RNA, 462 nt
Organism: Caenorhabditis bovis
Lineage: Eukaryota; Metazoa; Nematoda; Chromadorea; Rhabditida; Rhabditidae
Source: the annotation of a GenBank genome assembly